Molecule: messenger RNA, 2346 nt
Organism: Leishmania major strain Friedlin
Lineage: Eukaryota; Euglenozoa; Kinetoplastea; Trypanosomatida; Trypanosomatidae
Exons: 1
Coding region: 1-2346 (781 amino acids)
Source: RefSeq, a predicted model, not a curated record
AUGACGACCGCUGUCGAGGCAAUCGAUGUUGACGACGACGAGCGCUAUUCGGAUGACUCCUUUCAGGACGACUUCGAGAGCGACAGCUCAAGCACUUCACACCGCUCAGCGCACAUGAAAGAGGCCAGCAGUCAUGAUGAGCGGGCGGCGUCAGAAGACUCUGCAGUCAUCGGUGAGGGCACGCCCAGCAACGCAACUGCGUCCACCUCCAGUUCAGGCAACUCACCGAGCCCAGACAGUUCUCACAACUCCUCUGUGCUUCACAGCCUGGGGAGGCCACCGGUGCACCUGGAAGGUGCCGCCAAAGGCGCUUCGACCGCUGCGUCGUCGGACUCAUCGUUGUCUUCCUUGCCGCUCCCGCGCCGCUCCAGCGACAGUGCAUCUGCCCACUCGGCAAAUUAUGCCUCUACCUCUGAGGAGGCCAGGCUCGCCGAGAAGAGCACCGCGUAUGACGAUGACAGCUCUCUCCUGCCGGCUGACCGUGUGUACGAAGGCCAGCAGCGGCUCGCCGACGGCCGCAUGAGCGAAUCCUGCUCGCGUAGCGGCCGUGUUUCCAUCGACCAGAGAAGCACUGGCGGCGCGUGUGCGCGCGACGCCGGUUACCCAGUCGGCUCUCAGCCCGAUUAUGUCUCCACCAAUGCGUCGGUGACUGGCCGCUGUCGCCUUCAGCGGCCAGGCGUUCCGGGAACUGCUGAGGAGCUUGUGACGAUGCAGGAGGAGAAUGCCAGCAUGCGCGAGGAGCUCUUCCAGCGCAGUCGCGAGCAUUACCAUGCCAGCUUCUCACAGAGCAGCAAAAGCGGCGGCACCUUCAACGGAAAUCGCACCAUUGGUGGCCCUGGUGCGUCACACAAGAGCACGCUGACGUCGACCAUCGACAACACAUUCCGGCGUCACCGCGAGUCCACCGCGCGCUUUGUGCAGGUGUCGCUCACGGCGCAUCGCACGCUGCAGGUGCUGCGGCUGGAGCAGCGCGAGCUCCUCAGGCGCCGUGACCAGUUGAAGGAGCUCGUGAGUCGCUACAAGAAGGCCACCAAGUACAAGGAUUAUAUCGAGAUCGCGAAGCAGGACAUUGCCGUCCUGACGGAGGACCACCGCGACGCGCACCUGGAGGUGCGCUGCAACGAGAAGCUACUUUUGAUGAACGACGCAAUGUUCGGAAGUGGCCUUGGCGAUCGACGACUGCUAGAGGAGGUUCGCUCUCAGAACGCACUGACGCAGCGUCGACGCGAACAUGCGCUGCGCGACGCCGACAGUGCGCAGCGCGUGCGUGAUGCCGCAGCGAAGCGGGUGGAGGAGCUGAAGUGGGAGCUGAAAAAGCGUCACCAGUGGAUGGCGGAGGAAAACCACGCGGAUGUGAAUCGUCUACGUCUGUUUAAUCAAGCCAAGAAGGACCGCAUCCACGAGCUUCGCAGGCAACUGCGGCAGCUGCGGCAAGAGGGCAGGGAGACCCGCGGCGGAUCUGGUUCAUGCCCGAGGAAGUCCCACGGGCCCCCGCAAGUUUGCCAGAGGCAUCAGUGCUACACGCGGCCCGACGACGCCGAGCGCGAGUAUCUUGAGAGGCGCAUUGCAGAGAUUCAUCGCAGGCUGGAGGCCAUUGCAGGUGCACCAUCCCAGGUCGCGGCCUCGCGGAGGACGUCGAUCGGCGAUGCAGCUAGUCCGGCUAGGGACACAGGGUCUGCGGCUGCGUCGCCGAAGCCCGAGGCGUCUCAAAACGAACUCCCUGCGGCGGCGCAGCAGGAGGGCACCUCGGCAGCGACUGUUGUGCAGGAGCCGGUUCGCGCGUGCUCGGUCGAUGUGGAGUCGGCAGAGGCAGGUUCAAACAACGCGUACGGCGAAGUCGAUGUCACCGCGUGGCUAAACGCUCAUUCUGCGACUGUGAGUGCGCAUAACGAAGCCACGUACUCGCAACGCAGCUCUCAUAACGCUGCUACCGCAGGGAACGACUGCUCAGAGGAAACCGGAGCGCCUGCGGUGCCGCAAGCCGAGGUAUGGCAUCAAGAACGUACUGGCGCGACAGCAACGGCAGAUGCUGAGCCGCCGCUGUGGUUGGAUGCCGGUGAGGACGGUGGCGAUUUGGACAUCGCGCCUACGCAAGCCGAUCUGGCGCCGCUACCCUCUUACGAGCACGACGCUGCCGACAGCGUCGAGGAGGACAUAGCGGAGGACGAACUGGGUAGCGAUGCUGAGCAGGCAGCGCCGGCGGCCGCUGCAUCGGCUCAUGGGGACGUGGAGCUGGACGAUUUACUCUUCGGCGCCGGCGGUCAUGCUCCGGCGUACGCAGCUGCGUCGCCCUCCGCGCCUGCGGCGGACAACAACGACGACGGUCCAGACUGGUUGAACUUUUGA